GAGGCCAUUGGGUACAGGCUGGAGGUUACAACAGGACACUGCCCCCUCCUACACUACAAGAGCCAGCAACAAGACGAACCACGCCGACUUCUUUUUCUUCUUCUCCUCCAAUCCACCAUUGGAUACGUCGUGGCAACUUCAAAGUGUUACAGCGCGCAUGUGUGUGUUUUUUUGUUUGUUUUUUUCUUGGCCGUCGCGUGUACUCAUUGAACCGAAAGUGGAUGUAUUUUAUUUGACCUAUGAUACUUUCCCCCCCACAGCCAUGGAUUAAACAAAUGCUGACUGGUGCAUUGAGGAACCGACUGAUACCAAGCGCGACUGGCUACAAGGUUUCACGUUAGCUUGCGAGAUAUCGACGUUCUGAGGCGCUGUUUCUGACGUAUGUUGGACCCCCCACGUGGUGUCGACCUGUUCAUGUAACGCUGUCCCCUAUGUAACAUGUAAUAUGUAACAACCAUUAGUCUUUGUUGUCUUAUUCACACGUACAACUUACAAGCCAGUCGCGCCACAACGCAAAGUUUUGACAGCAAACGGCACUUCGUCAAGGGUUGAAAGGUCACCUGGCGUCGUAUCCUCUUUUCCUGUCAUCAGAACGCCAUGAAGAUGUGAACUGUGCUUUUAUCAUUUUUACAUUUUCUCCAAGAGAUUAAAAAAACAACUCGGCAGGGAUGUACGAAAGCGUGGACAUGGUGGGUAUGAGCCCCAGCCCCCGCAGCCCAAGCAGCGGCUCCUUUCUGGGCAUGGACUACUACCACAGAGCCCCGGGAUUCGAGCCGGAGAAAGGACUUCUACCCGGGGUUGGGGGGCUUCAGAGGUCGUUCGGAGGAUCCCUGCUGACCGGCAGGCACUGGAGCGGAUCUUGUCACUCAAUAGAAACAGAAAGCACGAGUUCUGGAGAAGACUUGCUGCUCACAAGCCCCCCAUCCCCACCACCUCCUCCACGCAUUUACAAGCCCUGCUUUGUAUGUCAGGAUAAAUCUUCUGGAUACCAUUAUGGAGUCAGCGCCUGUGAGGGCUGCAAGGGGUUCUUUCGGAGGAGCAUCCAGAAAAACAUGGUAUACACUUGUCACCGAGACAAAGUUUGUGUGAUAAACAAAGUGACAAGGAACCGCUGUCAGUCCUGUCGACUCCAGAAAUGUCUGGACGUUGGCAUGUCCAAGGAAUUGGUUCGAAAUGAUCGUACGAAGAAAAAAAAGGAGGAGAAAAGGCAGGUGGAGGUGGAAGUCUACGUCUUGUCAGCAGACACGGAGCAGAUGAUUGAGCGAGUUCGCCGUGCACAUCAAGACACUUUUCCCUCCCUCGGUCAGCUGGGAAAGUACACAACGAAUAACAGCGCCGAGCAUCGUGUCCCUCUGGAUGUCAACCUUUGGGACAAGUUUAGUGAACUGUCCACCAAAUGCAUCAUUAAGACAGUGGAGUUUGCCAAGCAGCUGCCGGGCUUCACUACGUUAACCAUUGCUGAUCAGAUCACUCUGCUCAAAGCUGCCUGCCUGGACAUUCUGAUUCUGAGGAUCUGCACACGCUACACCCCAGACCAGGACACCAUGACCUUCUCAGAUGGUUUGACUCUCAACCGCACUCAGAUGCACAACGCCGGUUUUGGGCCGCUCACGGACCUGGUGUUCUCGUUUGCCAACCAGUUGCUCCCACUAGAGAUGGAUGAUGCAGAAACAGGAUUACUUAGUGCCAUCUGCCUGCUCUGUGGAGAUCGUCAAGAUUUGGAGGAGUCGGACAAAGUGGAUGUUCUUCAGGAGCCAAUGCUGGAAGCCUUGAAGAACUAUGUCCGGCGGAGGAGGCCUGACAAACCCUGUAUGUUCCCUAAGAUCUUGAUGAAGAUCACGGACCUCAGGAGCAUCAGUGUGAAGGGCGCAGAGCGGGUGAUCACACUGAAAAUGGAGAUUCCUGGUUCCAUGCCUCCACUCAUCCAGGAGAUGCUGGAGAACUCUGAGGGACUAGAGGGGCAGGGUGCUGGAGGAGGAAAAGGGAGAGACAGAGUCGGAGGAGAACAGGAAGAAACGGAGCUGCAAAAUUCUCUUCAUCUGUACCCAAUGUCAGUUCCGUCUCCCAGCCGGAGUCCCCCAUCCACCACCUGAAAUGCCACUCUUGAAAGUACCUGCACCUUGCACAGCACUGCCUCGUGGCACUGCAAGAGCACCAACAACAGACGGAUGUUCAUUAACUGUUUGUCAAAAGGAUGCUGAAUGUGUGAGUUGACUUCAGUGGUGACAGCAUUGAUUGAACUGUUGGAUUAUGCCUGCGGAUGGGAUGUGUGACACUGAUAUCUUCUUUUUUUGGCUUAAAUUAUGCUGUUUUUAAAGUGUCUCAUUGCCACUGCAUAAUGAUGUGACGCAUAAGAUGAUUUCACUUUGAAGCAAAAUGUUGUAAAGUUCAUAUAGAUCAUGUCUUUUUAUGAUUUUUUGGAUUUUUUUUUAAACAAAAGGUUAGUAAUUCAGUGGAACCCGUUUAUGUCGACAGACGAUCUGUCGACCAGCUCAACGGCUGACGUCGACGUCAACACACAUGGUCGACCGCUUUUGUCGACGUAAAAAUGUGAGACCCGAAGGUGUCGUUCCUAAUUGGUGUGUUGUAGUAUUGUUAACUUCAUCGUUGCGACAGCAGCAACGUAACUACAGUCAGACCUCGGGUUUUGUUAGGAAUCCCUUCCAAAAAGUCGGAUGAAAACCGAAGCAAAAGUAAUGUAAAUCCAAUAAAUCACUUCCAGACACCUGAAAAUGGGAACAAAAAAAACAUUUUCUACAGAAUAAUUCUAAUUUGACCUUCUCAAAACUACACAAAAUAAGCGUAAUUUCCGGUAUGUAAGCUGCUACUUCUUUCUGACUUUUUCAACCCUGCGGCCUAUACAGUGAUGCGGCUAAUUUGUGGUCGCGUUUUGGCCUCGUGACAUCUCGUGUGCUUUGGAGUAGUGCACCGCAGUGCUUCGUGCACGCGCCCUCAUCAUUAGUGAUGAUAGUCAUUUGAUACGGAGUAAAAUCCAGGCUGGUAUUGGCGAUACCGAUCUGAUACUAAUGCUUAAUACACUUAGCAUGUCAGAAAUGUAUUGAUUUAUUUAAAACUGCGUAUCAUUUAGACUACGUCUCAAUCAUUUUCCACUGCGUUCCUGUCAAUGAUGUACGUACAUUACCUUAAAUGACUGAACUAUCAACGCAUCAAUAUUUGGAUUUGAGAAUCGAUUUUAGAGCCUAAAGAUCUGGUAUCUGAGGUAUCGAUAUUUCAGUAUCGAGCCGCACGUCACCAGUCAUCAUUGAGAACCCAUGGAGAGGUGCAUGUGAUGCAGCUUUCAGGUUGAAGGCGAUCGAUCUAGCAGCUUUGGCUCGGAUCUGCCGGUGGAUCUUAGCAGCGGUGAGCUUUGUUGGCAGGACAGCACAGGCUCGGGGCGGGGGUGACAAUAAAAGACUGAAAGAGACUGGCGGCGUGUGUGCUGAGAGAAUUGUGGGGCUGUUUGGUUCAGACACUUGAAGAGGAUGACUUUAGUAGUUUUAGUUCCCAGGAGGAGGACGAGGACAGCGAUGAAUGAUGUAUUUUCUGGUAGGCUACUUUUUAACUGGUCGUAUACACGCACUGGUCAGCGAUGUUUGGAAUAAAGCAUUUAUUUAAUGAAAAGUUAAAAAAAUCUGUGUAGCAUCUUUCAGUGUAUUGACCAUCCCAUGUUACGACACGGACACCUGCGGCUUUUAGAGAGGUGCGGCCUAUACAUGUACAAAUCUUUUUCGCAACUUUCGUUGGCCCCAUGGCGGGUGGAAAAUGCACAGAGCCUUGAAUCACGACCGUGUGGGUUGUAUUUUUUGGGUGCUCGAUUCGGUGGAAUGAUCCACAUGCAAACAGACUAGCUUUUUAUGCGCAAUAUUGUACAAUAAUCGAGACAAUGUAUGACAUUUCAGCCAAAAUGUUUGUCAAAAACCGAGGUUUGUGCACACAGUGACCUCCUCCUGCUCAGUGCAAAGUAAGCUUCAAAAUAAAACACGGCAGUAUUAACCUGGAUUCUAUCACAGCAACUAAAAAAAAAAAAGCAUUAUUUAUUUUUCUCAUUAGCCACCGGAAGGGAAAUUACAGCAGCAGCUCUGAGUAUGAAAUACCAUGUGAGAAUGCAAAAAUCAAGUGAAGAAAUACGCACAAAUGGAGGAAAAACACAUCAACAAACUGCCGUAGCCAUUAUUCUUAUGUCUGUGGCCGCAGUCACAAGUAAAUAUGCAAGCAAUGGCUGGUUUUGGUUUCCGUUCUAUCGAAAACCGCUGAUGGAGACGUGAAUCAGCCAGUCCAAAAGAUGUCGACGUGAACCGUUUCCACUGUAUUUUGCUGCACCUGUCUGUGUGACCUCUCUGUAAGCUUAACAUGGGCAAACGUGGACCCAUUUGAUGAAGGAUUAUGGGGGUAGUCUAUAUAUAGAUGAUAACCCUCUUAUGCAUUUUUCUGUGAUGAAAAGCCAUGUGUGUUAUGCAAAAUCCAUAUGUGUAUACUGUAUGUAAUAGCUGAUGUGGACAGACUGACAAUAGAAGAUAUUUUCCUAAAUGUACAUGUAUGUAUGUUUUAUCUCCCUCAAGCAACACCGCCAAGAGUUCUUCCUUUAUCCUCACCAAGAGCCCCCCCCCCCCGCCCCCCCCCCCCCCACACACACACACACAUACAUGAAUCACAUUUCCAGUCUCACUAUAAUGAAAAAAGUCCGUAUAUGACUGUUGCAUAUUUUAGAAACAUAUACAGAUCAGACUGUGAUACCACGAGUGCAUGUCUUACACGUCUGAAAAUGAACUGUAUCAUAAGAGAAUCACACUGCCUCACUUUGCUACUGCCAGGUACAAAUCUUUUUCCUUAUUAAAGGGGACCUGUGAUCUGUGUUUA
Dunckerocampus dactyliophorus (ringed pipefish) is the source of this 4857-nucleotide messenger RNA. RefSeq names its product retinoic acid receptor alpha-B-like. The transcript has 9 exons. Gene Ontology annotation, cellular component: nucleus; transcription regulator complex. Gene Ontology annotation, biological process: retinoic acid receptor signaling pathway; regulation of transcription by RNA polymerase II; cellular response to corticotropin-releasing hormone stimulus. NCBI's taxonomy places the organism in Eukaryota, Metazoa, Chordata, Actinopteri, Syngnathiformes, Syngnathidae. Gene Ontology annotation, molecular function: nuclear receptor activity; zinc ion binding; nuclear glucocorticoid receptor binding. The record is from RefSeq and is a predicted model, not a curated record. Bases 669 to 2093 code for a protein of 474 amino acids.